CUUCCCUUUUUGAAAAACCAAAACUAUAAUAACAAUAUGACUGAAUAUCAUCAAAAGACAAAGAUUGCUAUGAUCUUAUGUUCCUGUUUCUUUGCCUUUGGUUCAUACUGGUCAGAUUGGGCCUUUGACUAUUACUUAUUAUGGGCCAAUCCUGCUGAACACCCUACUGCUGUUUCUCGUGCUGCUCUCUAUUAUACUACUCAAUCAGAAGUACCUAAUAUUUUGAAAUAUAUUCCUUUGGUGAACUUGUUGAUAGCUGCUGCUGGAUUCUCGGCUGGUUUAGCGAAUAUGACCGAUGGAAAUAUGCUUUUUGAUGGUGCGUCUAUUGUAUUGCUCUUAUUUGGAAUAUCCACUUAUGCCUCCUCUGUUAAACCAGCUCUAGUUGUGAUUACUGAAUCCAAGGAUGAUGCAGAAGUAUUAGCAUCUUUGAAGAAUAUUGCUGCUGCUCAUUUUAUCAUCGUUUUGGCUGUUACUGGCAUCGUUGGACUUCAACUUGCUCAUCUUUUUGUUAUGAAAAAGACCGAAAAGAGUGAACGCUUGGAAAAGGCUCAAGAACCUGUGGAUGCAUCUGCCUCUAACAAAAAGAAGGAUUGAAGAAUGAUUAGGCAUGAUUACUUUUAAUACUUCUUUUUUUUCGUUUUUGUAUUUUAUGGUGAUUUUGAAAAAAUAAAAAGAUUAUCGGUAUCUCAAUUUUUUUUUCUUUUUC
Messenger RNA from Halteromyces radiatus, 706 nucleotides. RefSeq names its product ER membrane protein SH3. Gene Ontology annotation, cellular component: endoplasmic reticulum membrane. The coding region runs from base 37 to 594 and encodes 185 amino acids. The transcript has 6 exons. Gene Ontology annotation, biological process: endoplasmic reticulum to Golgi vesicle-mediated transport. Lineage: Eukaryota; Fungi; Mucoromycota; Mucoromycetes; Mucorales; Cunninghamellaceae. The record is from RefSeq and is a predicted model, not a curated record.